CCCUAGUGAUUUCGUUCUAUUUCUAAAACCCAGAAACAUUUAUUUAUUUGUGCAUGUCAUAUUUCAUACUACGUCUAUAUGACUAUAUGUUAGAAAUUAUCUAUAUAUAUAUAAUUCGAUCUUAUGAACUCAUUUACUGGAAAAUGUUGUAUUGAGCUACCCCAACGCUUUAACAGCACAUAAUUGAUCAUUGGUGAUGGACGCAUGCCAAAUGAUUGAAGUUUGAAAUAAGCGGUGAUGUAAUUAUAUGAUUCUAUACUUUGAAUUUAUCAAGCUGCUUCUCUCUUAACUCUUUUUAGCCAAGAAAUAUGCUCAUUUUGUUUACGUUAUAUAGGAUAUGCCAAACCUAUACACGUAAACAACUUCUUGUGAUUUACGUUUCAUUUUUUCUGGCUGUUACCUUAAGAUCCUAACCUACAUUUUUUAUAUAACUAUUUGUAGAAUGAUUUUUUUUUCUCAGCGGGGACUAUAUAUGAUUUGUGCUCCGAAUGUGAUGUAAAUUUAUUUACGAGGUAGCAAUCUUGGUUUUUCCUUUGUAUAAUUUGUUUUUCUUACAUGUAAAUAAAAAUCAAGAGCUUAAAGUUAAAAGGAGUGUAAUAUGGUGGUUUGCGAUCUAUUACCUAAUGUCAACAAAUCAUACAUAUUUUUAUCAUUGCAAACUUUUCAUAGCGAUUAACCUCAAAUUUGCAGUAUGCAAAUUGUUGGGGAAAAUAUUAAGACCUAUAACUGAGAUGAAUAAUUAGGGAGGGGGCAGUUGCAAGUUGUUUAAAAUUUGAAACCAACUCUGUAUCACGAUUGUGUCAUCUCUAGAUUCUCCUCACGCGUACCUUGUUCAACUUUGAAAGGAAUUGUAAGACACAAAACUAUUAUGUCGUAUUCAUAUAAUUAAGUAAAUAACAGGAACUUGUAGGGCUAUAAACGUCAACAAAGUCCCUUAUAAAUAGUCGAGAUUGUCGAUUAAUGCACAUAAAAGAAGAGUGUGAGAUAGCCUCUAGAGUUGUCGUUGAGUCAUGCAGCUCAAAAGGUCAUCAUCUUCUUCCCACUCCAUGAAUCUCAAAACCCUAUUCCUAAAUCUCAUCACACACUCUCUUUACCGUCUUUUACGGUCUCUCUCACGAGCCAAAUCCGUUCUUAUAGAGAUUUCUAAACACAACAAGAAGAGGUUAUUCAUGAUGAUGUUUUACACAACAAAGUCAUCCAUGAACCACCACAACAUCUUCUUUGGAUCCUCCCAUGUCGUCGUUCCUGUCACUAAACCUUUCCCUUUCUCCGUUCAUGGUCAUGAAGAUGAGGAUAAUCUUGAAUCUCAAUACCUCGAGUGGCUAGAAGAAAAAGUUGAUGAGAAUAAUAACAUUAAUGAUGAUCAUCAGAGUGUUGGUGAUGAAGAUAUUGAUCGUUUGGCAGAUAUAUUCAUCGCGAGGUGUCAUGAGAAGUUUUUGCUGGAGAAGGUUGAAUCUUACAGGAGAUUCCAAGAUAUGUUGGCUAGGAGUUUGUGAGAAUUGAGCAUUAGAGCGACGACGACAAAGAGUUUAUUUUAUAUUUUUUAAAGUCAAUAUAAUUCUUGUUUGAUGGAUGUCUUGAUUACUAAAAUGCGAGAGAAUGAAGCCUAUAUACAUAUAUGGAGUUUGGUCAUGUGGAUGUUGUAACAAUCAAGCCUCGUUACAUUUUGAUUUAGUUGGAAAUCUUGAAAUCAAAAGAAACAAAAUUGAAAGUG
Molecule: messenger RNA, 1714 nt
Organism: Arabidopsis lyrata subsp. lyrata
Lineage: Eukaryota; Viridiplantae; Streptophyta; Magnoliopsida; Brassicales; Brassicaceae
Exons: 1
Coding region: 1011-1496 (161 amino acids)
Source: RefSeq, a predicted model, not a curated record